Prorocentrum cordatum is the source of this 410-nucleotide messenger RNA. The record is from the annotation of a GenBank genome assembly. Lineage: Eukaryota; Dinophyceae; Prorocentrales; Prorocentraceae.
GACGUAUUCGACGCAAAUUGGAUCUCAGGCUGCUGCGCGAGGCCUUUCGGGAUCUUCCUCCGCAGAACGCUGCCGCGCGCGACCUCUGAAGGUUCCUGCCCGGGAGGCCUUCCGAUGCCGAGGGCGCCGGCGCGCCGCGCGCGAAGCGGGCGAGGAGUGCGCGCAGAUACCCGUCGACGCGUUGAGGUUCCGGGCCCUCGAGCAGGCAGACCUCGACGAGAUGGUGGCGCUGCACACCGAGUGGCGCCGCGGGGCCCCCAGGCAAGAGAGAUCUGCACGUCGGCCUCGAUCCCCCCCCAGAAGAGCACCUAUGAUCUCCAUGAAGCGGGUAAGCGCAGACCAUCAUCGCCAAAGAGCACCGAUCAUCGCGGGUUGCGCCCAGACAGCCCCCCAGGUACUUUGAGAUCCAG